Messenger RNA from Phialemonium atrogriseum, 1680 nucleotides. RefSeq lists its product as uncharacterized. The record is from RefSeq and is a predicted model, not a curated record. The transcript has a single exon. Bases 1 to 1680 code for a protein of 559 amino acids. NCBI's taxonomy places the organism in Eukaryota, Fungi, Ascomycota, Sordariomycetes, Cephalothecales, Cephalothecaceae.
AUGGACGCAGGCGGUCUCGCUCCCAUGUCUCACUCUACCUUCGCAAUGCCCGGCUCGGGCCUCGCUUCUCGCCGUGGAGGCCAGAACAUCAAGCCGCUUUCCUUCGAGGCCUUGAAGUCUCCAACCGAUACCCGGGACAACGGCAUUCCUACUCCCCGCACUAGCCGAUCACACCUGCUGGCUGGCCUUCGGACCGCUCCUAAGACCGCCAACCCCAUGUUCGCCAACAACCCGGCUUCCCCGACUUCUGUCCCGCCGCAGGCGAGAGGGGCCAGAACAUCGGGAAUGUACGACAACAACGCCCGGUUCAACGCCCCGAAAACCUCGCUUCCCCGCUUCCCGAGCGGCCAGCAGCAACAGGGUUACAAUCAGAUGAACUUCGGACAGCACUACACGGCCGACCAGGUCCUCGCACCGCCCGAGUUCCACGUCAAUGAGCACGGUCAGGAACAGAUCGACCCCAACCUGCAAGCCCAAUUGCUGGUCGCGAACGCUUACCUGUCUGAACAACAGCAGCGGCUCCAGCAGCAGCUCAUGAAUCUUCAGGCCGCUGCCCAGCAGUUCCAGGGUCUGAACAUCAACGGGCAGUAUCAGACGAUGCAGCAGACGUACUCAAACUUGUAUCAACAGCAGCAGGUUAGGAAUAUGCAGCCAAUGAUGACCAACGGCAUGUCUCAGCCCAACAUCUACACCGUUUACGAUCCGGUGACCGGCCAGCAGACUCUGUAUGUCGACCAGGGCCAGCCUCAGAUGAACACGCAGUUCGUCACCCAGAACCAGUUCAGUAACGGCGCCUCGAACCUGCAACAGCAGCAACCUGCUGUGGGGACGCCUCGGGUGCAAGUCUCGCCCCCUCCCGUUGACGCCAACAGGCCUAGCUUCCGCAAUUCGUCGCCUCCUCGCCGCUUCGACUCGCCCUCUGAUAACCACGCGCCGCUGCCGCCGCCUAGUGCGAAUGCCUUCCGCCGGGGUCAUAAGAAAUCCUCUUCGCUUGCCAACGGCAUCAAGGGACCUCUCUCCAUCGGCACUGAGGAGCCGCCCAUGUCCGCGGGCCCUAAGACGGCCUCUUUCCCGCUCACCCCGAUGACAGCCACCGGAAGCUAUGGACCCGGACAGGCGCGCGCUGGCGAGCACCCAGUGCGGCAGCCACGAAACCCGCCAUCCAUGGACGAGCUCAAGGCAAAGCCGACCGCCAAGCACGAGGGUAGCAAGAACUUCAUCACCCGCACCCGACGCUCAGCUGUCCACAACCUCGUCCGCGCGGGCCUCGAGCGCCGUAAGGAGGCCCGGAGCUCUGGCAGCAUCAGUCCCAUUUCCGAGAGCGCCGAGGAGCUCGUCGAGACCCAAGUGACGGAUAACGACUCGGACUCGGGCCGCAGCGGAUCUGGCAGCCUGGUUGACGGCGAUGAUGCCGAGUGCAGCCUUCCCAGCUCCCGGACAAGCACUGGCAGCUGGGGUGCCAUUGGCUCCGACCGACCUAGCUCCCGACAGAAGGUGGCUCGUGACAGCGUCGCCAGUGCCAGCUCCUCAGACAGCGAGAGUGGCCGCGACUCUGGCAGCUUCGCCAGCGUGUUCAAGAAUGCCAACCGUACCCCCAAGGCCGGCGAGGUUACGGAGGGACAGCGCAAGGCGCCCAUGUUGGUCCUCACCAGUGCCGAGAAGCGGAAGCUUGUUGUCUAA